CGCGUAUUCAUCGUGUUCCUCGCGCAUAGACAACGACAAGUAUGCAAGUAUUAACGGCUCGUAAACUCGCGAGAAAAAAGAAAGAGACCAAAAGAGACAUACAUGAAUUCACGAUAAUGGAGAACGGAACAUCCAUAGAAAUUGCCAAAGACCAAUUUGUUAAAUUAAUGAACAAUCUGACGGCUAAGCAGAAAGAGAAUUUAUUGUCUUUUGCUGUACAGAAAUAUUUCGGAGGAAAACCCGGUGAUGACGAAUCUGACGAAGGUUCGUACUGUCCGGACGACGUCAUGGAUGAUCCCGUAGCCCUUUUGAAUUCCAUAGCCAAGGAAAUAAGAGCAAAAGUUCCCAUGGACGCUGUUCUCCCAUCCGAGACAAUAACAGCACCCAAAAAAGGCCAAAAUUCAGACUGUGAUCCUAAAAUAACAAAGCACGUAGAUGCUUUUCUGUACAACGACGACGAGCUCGAAGAUCUUGUAAAGGAUGGAAAAUUGAGCAGGAAUUAUUGUCUCGACUGUGGCUCCACAAAUACAAAACCUCUGAUAUUUAUAUCGCAUUCCACAUCUCGGGAAGAGCUUUAUCACAUAUUCAACACUCUCCUACCGCCUUUGGAUGGAAAAAUCGUUGUUGACGUUGGCUCGCGACUCGGAGCUGUUCUGUACGGCGCUUACGCGUACACCGACGCGAAAAGAAUAAUCGGUGUCGAAAUGAACAAGGAAUUUUGUGACCUCCAGAACGAGAUAAUACGAAAGUACAAGAUGGAAAAUCGACUCGAAAUAAUAAACAGUCGCAUCGAGGAAGCAGCGGAAGUCGUUAAAUCAGCGGACGUUUUGAUACUGAACAACGUCUUCGAGUUUUACUUGUCAGAGUCGGAAGAGAAAGAGAUAUGGAAAUUCUUGCAUGCGAAUCUCAAGAGCGGGAGCUUCGUGGUGAGUCGUCCAGCGAUUUCGGAAACUUUUGCGACUCUCGAGACGGGAAUUCGGCUUGACGAGUGGCUCAAGGCCGAAGUUGUCCCAUCGAAUAACCACAACUCAUUUGGAAUUGAUCAGAACGACGACGAAAACGAAGAAAACUCAGAAAUAAGUUGCUACGUCGUUCUGUAAGCUUCGACGAUUCAAUAAAAAAACAAAUGACUUCGAGAGAAAA
Messenger RNA from Venturia canescens, 1143 nucleotides. RefSeq lists its product as uncharacterized. The transcript has 6 exons. Gene Ontology annotation, molecular function: methyltransferase activity. The record is from RefSeq and is a predicted model, not a curated record. The coding region runs from base 42 to 1100 and encodes 352 amino acids. NCBI's taxonomy places the organism in Eukaryota, Metazoa, Arthropoda, Insecta, Hymenoptera, Ichneumonidae.